ACUGCCACACGGACACAAUGGAACUGGUGUGACAAUAUCUAGCAGACAUCCCUUGUUGUAACAGAGUCGUGUCUCCGUCUGUCAAUGCAACGUUGAAUCGGUCUUGUCUUAAGACUGUUAACAGCUAUCUUAUUGUCUUUUUUGCAUUAACGAAUUAGCUUGGUGAGAGCGCUAACGCUUGCUAGCUAAGCAGCUGCUUGAGCUCUGCUCCUUGGUUUGGUUAUAUUGCCUCAGAUACAUUAUUGCUCUCCAACUAAUCUGAUUGAGAGGGAUUAUGGCGUUUCCUUUUGAUAUUAACCAGUUAUUCCUCGAGAGGGUCACACUCUUGGACCAGACUCUUGUUGCGGAAAAUCGUAAAUCCACAGAAAGACCAGAUAUUUUGGAACACAUAGUAACGGUCAUUGAUGAACUUGGAAGAGCCUCGGCAAAGGCCCAACAACUCACAACUCCAAUAACUAGUGCUUCCAAACUACAGUCCCAGAAGCAUCAGCUGUAUCUGCUGAAGGACGUAGAAAGCAACAGAGGACAUGGUAUGGUUGUGGGAUUUCUCAAGGUCGGCUACAAGAAGUUAUUUCUUCUUGACAGACAGGGUGUGCACAUAGAGGCAGAGCCAAUGUGUGUUUUGGAUUUCUACAUUGCAGAGAACUUUCAGAGACAUGGCUACGGAUCAGAGCUGUUUGACUUCAUGUUGCAGCACAACAAUUUAGAGCCGGUGUUGAUGGCUUACGACAGGCCCUCACCAAAAUUUCUGUCGUUCCUGGCAAAGAAUUACUGGCUGACACAAAGUGUCCCACAGGUCAAUAACUUUGUGGUGUUUGAGGGAUUCUUCCUCAACAAAACAGUUGCCCAGUUGAGAAAGGUUCCCCUGAAAAAACCAGACGGAGAGAUCAAACCCUACUCUGUAAUGGAGAGAGAAGUUGUGAAUCAAGAGCAGAGGGCUCUUCCUUGGCCAUUCCCUCUGCCUCACUCCCCCCAGCGGUCGGUAUCGUCCCAGAGCUCCAAUUCCCUCAGUGUGGGAUCCUCCCCCAGCAGGGUGCCCCUUCAAGUCACCUCAGCUUCUGCAGUUGCAGGCAACAGAGACCACAGCCCACAGUCCCCUCUCACUGAGCGGGGCAGGGCAAGACGCACCAGCCAACAGAGUCUAGCUGCUAGAUGCAGCCUGUACCAUUGGCACUUGGACACCAGAGCUGUUGGACUGCUCGACAGACAUACGCAUGCCAGGUCACUUGCCCUUCCUCAUGUGUCACCGGUCUGAUUGUCUCUGAUUGUUUCCACCUGUUCCCUUCACCCUCAUGUGCUUAUAGUCUGCGUCUCCCCUUUGUCUUGUGCCGAAGUGUUUCGUUCUUGUUCGUGCACCUAAGCCUUACCCACAGUCAUUGUCGUUUUUGCCAAAGAGUUUCUUGCUACGCCACGUAAGUUGUUUUCUGUUUCCUCCUUGAGAGUGAUUUUUUGUUUGUUAAAGUUUUCCAGUUUAGCUUUGUUUUGUGUUGUUUUGUAAACUGUUUUUCUUCCUCCCUUUUGGAGCGAUUUAUGUUAAGAGAGAUUAAGUUAGUUUGUUGAGCCUCCUGAUUAGGUGAGCCUUUUCUUUUGCCCCAUUUAUUAGUAGUUUGGUUUUCCUCCUUCGGGAGCGCUUUUGAUUUCUUGCUCUUGCCAUUUGUUUGUCCUCCUUCGGGAGUGGUUUGUUUAAAAGCUUUUUCUUUUUCUAGUGUAUGUUUUGUAUUUAUUAGGAAGUUCUUUUUCCCCAGUUAUUGCUUGCCAAGUAUUAUAUUAUUAUAUAGAUAUAGUUAGUGAGAUUUUCAUAGCCUUCUUGUUUGUCACUCUGCAUUGAGGUUCUGAAAUCAAUAAAGUGUGCUGGUACGUGA
This is a messenger RNA of Limanda limanda (common dab), 1862 nucleotides long. It is a transcript of the gene atat1, whose product is annotated as alpha tubulin acetyltransferase 1. The record is from RefSeq and is a predicted model, not a curated record. Gene Ontology annotation, cellular component: microtubule. Gene Ontology annotation, biological process: alpha-tubulin acetylation. The transcript has 11 exons. NCBI's taxonomy places the organism in Eukaryota, Metazoa, Chordata, Actinopteri, Pleuronectiformes, Pleuronectidae. Gene Ontology annotation, molecular function: tubulin N-acetyltransferase activity. Bases 275 to 1255 code for a protein of 326 amino acids.